Messenger RNA from Moneuplotes crassus, 730 nucleotides. Lineage: Eukaryota; Ciliophora; Spirotrichea; Euplotida; Euplotidae. The record is from the annotation of a GenBank genome assembly.
GUAUGAAGUUUAGUAUCGUGAAAGCGUACCUACAGAAUAAGGUGGAUGUGGAUAAUGAAGAAGGGGAGAUGAAGGUUCUUGGUCUUAAGGGAGGUGUUAAAAGCAAGAAUCAUACUAGAAGGUGUUUUAGCCCAACACCUGGAGUAAAAGUAAACUCUCUGCCAUUCAUGGAGCAAUGAGACUAUUGACAAACUUCGAUUCAGUGAGAUUGCAAGAAGGCGACUCUAAUGCAGUAUAAUAUCUUUAAGAAAUGCAAUAAAACAAUUUUAAGCUUAAACAAGUCCAAACUAAAUGCAAGACAGAGGCUUUUUUCAAAGAUCAAAAGGUUGAACAUUAGAGAAAAUCUGGAAUUUACCUCACACAAAUCACCGCAGCCAAAACCAAUUACAUUCUUUGGGAAGGAUACAAUGCUUAAGAUCCCAAGUCCAGUAAGAUCUCCACGAAACACAGGAGCCUCUAAAUUGAGCUAUUCCAAAUAUUUGAGUCCAAGAACUGGCCUUGUAAUGCGCCCUAGGGUUGCUAAAAUAUCAUCAAAUGAGAGUCAGAAGAAUAAAAGACUGCAGAUACUUGAUCUACUGUCAAUAGCAAGUAAAUCUGGCUGCUUUCGUCAGAAAUUCAUUUAAAUAAAGAGAGGUUCAAAUUGAUAUAAGUUUACUAAGAAGAGCCAUGUUCCACAUCAUAUGGUGUUAUUAGUACUGAAUAUUUUAGAUACUUCUAUAUCGUAAAUAUG